Messenger RNA from Talaromyces stipitatus ATCC 10500, 2133 nucleotides. Its product is annotated as eukaryotic translation initiation factor 3 subunit EifCl, putative. The transcript has 2 exons. Gene Ontology annotation, biological process: translational initiation. Gene Ontology annotation, cellular component: eukaryotic translation initiation factor 3 complex; cytoplasm. Gene Ontology annotation, molecular function: translation initiation factor activity. Lineage: Eukaryota; Fungi; Ascomycota; Eurotiomycetes; Eurotiales; Trichocomaceae. The record is from RefSeq and is a predicted model, not a curated record. Bases 144 to 1574 code for a protein of 476 amino acids.
GACCUAAAAUCCACCACGAAGGGCGGACAACAAUUACCAUCGAGUAAUAGACCACAACACCUGUUUCUACACAUCGUCUCACAUUGAGCGACAGCACUUCAUCCUGCAACAGUCGAUCGCCAGUCUCAAUUCCUACCCACACAAUGUCGUACGACGAGCGCUCCAAUGCGCGCCCUGCUCUGGGUGAUGAGUCCGAUGUCGAGGAGGAGGCCUUGGUCAACGAUUACCGGGAACAGGUGCACUUCGAUGAUGGAAUGAGCGAUCUCGACCGUACCACUUCACUUGGUGCUGCGUCUCAAACACAGGAUCUUCAAGCACAACUUGCCGCGGCCGCAACCCCGCUCGAGUACCAGGCCACUUUAGAGACAAAAUUUGCCAGCUACGACAACUACUGCAGUCUGUUCCAUUACAUUCUCAACUCGGAGGGUCCCGUUGAUUUGGAGGUUCCUUCGUACUACUGGGCUUGGGAUGUCAUCGAUGAGUUCAUCUAUCAAUUCGAGUCCUUCUGCCGCUACCGCAACCGUGUGGCCCGCACCGGAUCCAAUGAAGAAGAGGCUCAACUUCUCCGCGAGAACCCUAACACAUGGGGUUGCUACUCAGUCCUCAACGUGCUGUACUCUUUGAUCCAACGAUCACAGAUUAACGAACAACUUGCUGCCAUCAAGAGGGGAGAGGACCCUUUGACUGUGGCCGGAGAAUAUGGUUCGCGUCCAUUGUACAAAAUGCUCGGAUACUUUUCUAUCAUCGGGCUAUUGCGCGUGCACUGCUUGCUCGGUGACUUCAGCCUUGCGCUCAAGACCCUUGACGAUAUUGAAAUGAACAAGAAGGCCAUGUUCGCUCGUGUCAUGGCUGCCCACUUCACAACCUACUACUACGUGGGUUUCUCCUACAUGAUGAUGCGCCGCUACGCCGACGCCAUUCGCAUGUUCAGCCACAUCCUCGUCUAUGUGUCUCGAACAAAGAACUUCCAAAAGGGCAGCAACCAGUACGAUGCGAUCACCAAGAAGAACGACCAAAUGUACGCCUUGAUCGCCAUCUGUGUCGCCUUCCACCCCACUCGACUUGACGACACUAUCCACACCGCCCUUCGCGAGAAGUAUGGUGAGCAAUUCCACCGCCUCCAACGCGGUGGACCCGAGGCAUUACCAUUGUUUGAGGAGCUCUUCCGCUCUGCAUGCCCCAAGUUCAUCAGCCCAACACCCCCAGACUUUGACAACCCGUCCGUCAAUAUUGAUCCCGUUGACCAUCAUACCGCCAUUUUCAUGGACGAGGUCAAGAAUACCCUCUUCAAUCCCACUGUCAAGUCCUACUUGAAGCUUUACACCACGAUGGACUUGAGCAAACUUGCCGGUUUCUUGGACGUUGAACCCGAGAAGUUGCGCGCAUGGCUCCUUGUCAACAAGCAGCGCAGCCGUCAAAUUCGCUGGGUUGAAGGUGGUUUGCUGGAAGGUGAGCCUAUCAAUGCUAGUGACUUGGACUACGCCAUUGAAGGUGAUCUUAUCCACAUCAGCGAAGCCAAGGCUGGCCGAAGACUUGUUGACUGGUACCUGCGUAACCUUACUCGCACUUACUAGAUUGCGGUCUGUCAUUUCAUCUAGAUUUCUCUUGUCCUGAUUAAAAGUUCAAUUUUUCACUUUCAUAAAGCACCUCUUUUCUUCUAUUUACUCUUGGUUCUUCUUUCUACUUGAGGAGUCGGCGUAUGUAUUCCUUCGAUCUUGCUAUGUACUUUUCGUCGAAGAGUAUUCUCUAAUCUUUUCGAUAUGUGAUUUUUGUUUUCAUUUAUAUGUGUCAGAAUUGUGCAUGACCGGGCCCCUUGUCUAUCACAGUGGGUUAUAGGCACAAACCGAGGUGGCAGGUGCAAUCCAAGAACUUGAUGGGAAGGAAAUUCAGCCGAGCUAGGGUCGAAGAAUGACUCUUUCCGAGAAAGCUCGACAUGGUAACUGCUCUAAAAACGGAGAAGUGCUACUGCAGCGGAAUGGGUUUGGCAGAAUAUUACGUGAAGGGAUCUUUGGUGGGAUUAGACCAUGCUGUGUGGUGUUGUUCAAUGAUGUGAUGAAGGCCGAUUACGGCGGCUGGUAGCUAUCUAUCUAUGUCCACAAACGAAGGAAUGAUUUAUUCAAAACGUUGGGCUUC